Messenger RNA from Cucumis sativus (cucumber), 1801 nucleotides. RefSeq names its product adenine nucleotide transporter BT1, chloroplastic/mitochondrial. The transcript has 3 exons. Lineage: Eukaryota; Viridiplantae; Streptophyta; Magnoliopsida; Cucurbitales; Cucurbitaceae. The record is from RefSeq and is a predicted model, not a curated record. Bases 322 to 1497 code for a protein of 391 amino acids. Gene Ontology annotation, biological process: transmembrane transport.
AAUCGGAAUCUUUCCAAAAGGAGAGAGAGAGAGAGGAAAAAAGGAACAGAAAGAGAAAAGAAAGUAAGAGAGAAGGAAAGGGUUCCCAGGGGAUCGGAGGCAAAGGGAGGGAGAUUCGUCUCUCUCACUUUCUCUCUUCUCGCUCUUCAUCCUUCUCUCAUAUAAACCCACAUUCCCUCUCUCUUUUCCAACUCAAAUUUGCUGCUGCAUUAACUCCUCUCAUUCCCGUUUCCCUACUGUUUGAUCGUCCAAAAUCUUCCCACCACUAUGGUUUUGUUCUUCAAUUAGAAUCUCUCCUUCCUUCUUCUUUGAUUCUGAAUCAUGACCGUGAUGGGUCAGAAAGGAACUCAAGUUUUAGCCUAUAAACGAGAUGGGUUCUUCUCAGUCUUCGAUUUGGGCUCCCAAUGGAGUAUCCAGGAAGGCCACUUCCAUCCCGGAGGCUUAUUUGCCAGUGUCGGUCAGAUGGGUAUCGGGUUCGGCAUCUCACCCAAUUCCUCAAAUUCGGAUGACGCCAAUUCUCUUUACACCAAUUUGUGUAUGAAAUAUGUGCCUUCUGCUGAGGCUGUUAAUGUUGAGGAAACUUUUGUCAAUAAGAAGAAGAAGAAUAAGGGUGGUUUUCAAUUGAGAAUUAAGGUUGAAAAUCCCUCACUGAGGAGGUUGAUAAGUGGUGCAAUUGCUGGGACAGUGUCAAACACUUGCGUGGCGCCAUUGGAGACCAUUAGAACUCAUUUGAUGGUGGGUAACGGUGGCCACUCUGUCACUGAGGUGUUCAAUGAUAUUAUGAAGAAUGAUGGGUGGAAGGGAUUGUUUAGGGGGAAUUUGGUUAAUGUUAUUCGGGUUGCACCCAGCAAAGCGAUUGAGCUUUUUGCUUUUGAUACAGUCAACAAGAACCUAUCGCCUGGGCCAGGCGAGGAACCAAAAAUUCCAAUCCCUCCUUCAUUGGUUGCUGGAGCCUGUGCUGGAGUGAGUGCAACCCUCUGUACAUACCCCCUUGAGUUACUCAAAACCCGAUUAACCAUACAGAGAGGUGUUUACGAUGGUCUAUUAGAUGCUUUCAUUAAGAUCCUUCAAGAGAAGGGACCUGCAGAAUUCUACAGAGGACUUGCUCCCAGUUUGAUUGGAAUUAUUCCAUAUUCUGCCACCAAUUACUUUGCUUACGAUACAUUGCGAAAAGCCUACCGGAAGAUCUUCAAACAAGAAAAAAUAGGCAACAUUCAAACCCUUUUAAUAGGAUCAGCUGCUGGUGCCAUUUCGAGCUGCGCAACAUUCCCACUGGAGGUAGCUCGCAAGCAGAUGCAAGUCGGGGCUCUAAGUGGAAGACAAGUUUACAAGAACGUUAUCCAUGCGCUUGUAAGUAUACUUGAAAGGGAAGGCAUUCAAGGCUUAUAUAGAGGGCUUGGCCCCAGCUGCAUCAAGCUAGUGCCUAAUGCGGGCAUUUCAUUCAUGUGUUAUGAAGCUUGCAAGAGGAUACUUGUAGACAAAGAUGAUGAAAAUUAGAAUGUAAUUUUCACAUCAAACUGUUUGCAGUUGAGAAGAACACCAAAUCCCAUCUUGGAUUGUAACAGUAAAGUAAUAUUCUAUUGGUUAUGUUUGAUCUGCAUGAUUCUUGAACGUUAUAGCUAAGGAGCAGAUUUCAGCUUGGCAUGUCUAAAUUUUGUAUCUUCCUAAUGCUGAGAAAGAGAAGAAUUUGUUUGAUGAUCUAAGAGAAGUUUUAGAAUGAUUUGCAUCAAUUUCUUUUUAUAAACAAUGUAAAAGAUAUGGUAAAAGUAUAUAUUACUAAAUGUGUACUGUCAUUUAUUCU